CUUCAUCGAUUUUGUAGCGAACUACUACGAAUAUAAAUCUCAAAAUGUCUGGUCGUGGUAAAGGUAAAGCAAAGGGCACCAAGUCCAAAACUCGUUCAUCCCGUGCAGGGCUUCAGUUCCCCGUAGGGCGUAUACAUCGUCUUCUCCGCAAGGGCAACUAUGCUCAACGUGUUGGUGCUGGUGCUCCAGUCUACAUGGCUGCUGUCCUUGAGUACCUGAGCGCUGAAAUCCUCGAGUUGGCCGGUAAUGCUGCCCGCGACAACAAGAAGAGCAGAAUCAUCCCCCGUCACUUGCAGUUGGCUGUCAGAAAUGACGAGGAGUUGAACAAGCUUCUUGGUGGAGUUACCAUCGCCCAAGGUGGUGUCCUUCCCAACAUCCAGGCUGUUCUCUUGCCCAAGAAAACCGAGAAGAAAAGCUCGUAAACAGUUCUAAACUGUUUGCAAAACAAAACAACGGCUCUUUUAAGAGCCACCACAUGAUACAAAAGUAAUGACAAAAUGCUUAAAAAAUGCUACAAGAUGCAUGGCGCUAAAUCAUGAAAGAACAACCGUUACGGUUUUGCCGCCAAAAAGAUAGCGCGACCAACGGUCUUCGUUGAAAGGUCCCUAAUCAUUCUUUAAUAAAAAAAACACAAAGUACUAGUAGUAAAUUCUAGGAAU
Molecule: messenger RNA, 659 nt
Organism: Actinia tenebrosa (Australian red waratah sea anemone)
Lineage: Eukaryota; Metazoa; Cnidaria; Anthozoa; Actiniaria; Actiniidae
Product: histone H2A pseudogene
Source: RefSeq, a predicted model, not a curated record